AUGAACUCCGCGAUGGGGAACGGUCGUCAUCGCCGUCAAAUUUCUACACCAGUGGCUCCAUUCGAGCCCGCGCCAGUCAUGACCAAUAUCCAACCCCGUCGGUCACAUCGUCGAGGCCAGACUGUGGACUACAGCUCUUUUAGUCAACAGGCCACUAUCGACCGACAAAUGCCAAAGACGGUCUCGCAGUUGCGGGAUUAUUUUAACGAAAAAUCAGGUUUCUCAUAUCAACAGAGGGAUGUACAGCAGUAUCAAUCCUAUGCCCAGCAGCCCGAGCGAUCUUUCAUUCCAUCAGCUAUGCACAUCCAGCAGCCAUAUCAAUAUCAAUCCCACCAGCCGCUCGGGUCUGACUGCCAGGCUUUCAACCAAGAACAAUUGCAAGCGAUUCACACCACCACUGGCAGCCCUGCACCCUCCUCCGUCGGUGCCCCGGCUUUGUCCCGAUCAGCCAGUGAAAGCUCCGAAAACACACCAUUGAAGCUUGCGCUGCACCGUAUGCAGCAAGAACAAUUCUCGAACCAGCAGCAACAACAGCAACAAUAUACUGGCAAUGCUGAUUGGGAAUUGUUUCCUCAGCGCAACAUGCAAAUGGCCUCAAACGAGCAGGUGACGGCCUAUGCCGGUCCAAUGCACCCAGUCUCUGUUCAACCAAAGGCUCCAUCUGCGAAAAUCCUCUCGCAAAUGUCUACUGCUUGUACGCAUCUGUCGCUUCAAUCUAACCCGACCGAAGCUAAUUACAUGGCAGACAAUUCCCCCAUGACCCCCGAUUCUACCCCAUUGAAAAGAUCCAUUGAUUAUUCCAUGUAUAGCAAUGACCCAACAUCCUCCAAGUCCCAAAGUUUUUCAUUCCCCCAUACCCCUGCCGCUGAGAUGCAGAGAGCCCAGUCUUUGCAAGGACUCCCCUUUGUCAAUUCUGUGCACAUUAAGCAACAAAUGCCCUCCCCCGUCAAUUCCCCGAUUAGCUCGUCUUUUACCGAAAUUGCCGAUAUGCCAUCCCCGAAUUCAUAUGGAGUGACACCUCAAGACUCUAAUGUCUCAUUCUCAUCUUCCACCGGCAGAACCAAGAAGCGAGCCCAGUCAACCGUGUCAUCUUCCGCCGACGCAGCUGCUCACGAUGAUGACCUCGAUGCUCGAGUCAAGGCCUCAGUCCAGCAAACCGGUGUUUCGACCGACGAAAUCGCAAGGUUCAUCUCCGGCCCCGACCCCAAAGAUGGAAAGUGGGUCUGCCUAUAUACAGGCUGCCUAUGCCGUUUCGGUCGUAAGGAAAACAUCAAGUCCCACGUCCAAACACAUCUCGGAGACCGCCAAUUCAAAUGCGACAUCUGCGAAAAGCACUUCGUCCGCGGACACGAUCUCAAGCGCCAUCUUAAGACACACAGUGGCAACAAGCCCUUCGCCUGUGCCUGUGGCGCCAGCUUCGCUAGACAAGAUGCCCUGACUCGUCACCGCCAGCGCGACAUGUGUGUCGGAGGCUUCACCGGCGUGGUUCCAAAGACCACCAAGCGUGGCCGCCCCCCGAAGAAGAAGACCAGUCGCCCGGAUAUCGACACUCGCCAGGCCAAGUCUACCCGUACUCGUCAACGUGUUGCUGAAAAAUCAUCCUCAAUCGCUCCAGCAAACACCCACGUCACUCUGCAAGAAGCUCCCGUGUUCAACUCGCCCAACUAUGCCCCAUCCAGUGCCGUCUCGUCCUUCACGCCGCCCACCUCCCCCGGAGACAGAUACCAUGCGAUUUCCUCGCCGUGCCAGACAUACACCUCUCUGGACGCCCAGCUCGAGGAUGACAUGCUGCCGUUGUCACCGCCGCAACUCGCGCAUGCCAGAUACGAGCAGGCAAUGGCGCAGUACGGAUCGAAUUUCGGCUCGCAGACAUACUCGCAGGAAUCUUCGUACUCCCAGGAAUCCCUCUACAGUGAAUCUGCUCUCUCGCCUCGCGAGAUGUCUUCCCCUCGCACGGCGCCUACUCUGUCUGAAUCAUCUGUCGGCUCGGAUAUCGAUAUUUUCAUGACUCAAGAUCCCUCCGACGACUUGCGAGAGGAGUUCGGCCAUCUCGCUCACUCUGGCAUCCCUGGUUUCCCGACUUAUCAGUUCGUGGAUACAAACGACUUCGCCCCUGUUUCGUCCUAUUACCCCGGGAAGACCUUCUCUGGUCUUCCCAAUUUGGAUGAUGACCUGACGGACCCGAUUGACUGCUUGUCCAGCGAGUUCUUGGUCGACCCUUGA
Messenger RNA from Penicillium vulpinum, 2223 nucleotides. It is a transcript of the gene ace2, whose product is annotated as putative C2H2 transcription factor (Swi5). Gene Ontology annotation, molecular function: DNA-binding transcription factor activity, RNA polymerase II-specific; RNA polymerase II cis-regulatory region sequence-specific DNA binding. The coding region runs from base 1 to 2223 and encodes 740 amino acids. Gene Ontology annotation, biological process: regulation of transcription by RNA polymerase II. The record is from RefSeq and is a predicted model, not a curated record. NCBI's taxonomy places the organism in Eukaryota, Fungi, Ascomycota, Eurotiomycetes, Eurotiales, Aspergillaceae. The transcript has a single exon.